CGAAACACGUGUCGGGCAGAAGUGAAAUUCGGUGGUCAGCGAACAAAUUUUGCCAAUCGAAACACCGUUCAGUUUGGCACAUAUAUGGGCAAGGAUGUUUACAAUCCAAUGCAAUUUCUUCUGUCUAAAUGGGAGCCCUAUCCAUCCGUGAACAUCACAAUCACCAAUGAUGACUUUGAUGUCAAACAAAAUCUGAUAGCACAAACAACCCUGCAUAUGGACAAACUAUACAGCCCGUCACCGACCAAAUGGCGCGCGAAAUGGAACAAGGUCACACUCCGAUUGGCGUCAGAUAAAAUGAAAAUUAUCCUGUCCUAUCAAGCGUACAAUGUCGGCUCGUCAAAAGUGGACAAACAAGUUAUCCGUCUGCGUGAUGUGUCCGAAGAAGAUGAGCCUGUGGUUGAAGAACGCAUCGAAGAUAUCCCAUUUUUACAUAACUGGUAUCUUGCGGAGUACCGUGACGAGUCUCCUAUCCAAAUGACUUGUCCGGAUAACAGUUGCGCUAUUGAACGCCACGUGACAUAG
Messenger RNA from Echinostoma caproni, 525 nucleotides. NCBI's taxonomy places the organism in Eukaryota, Metazoa, Platyhelminthes, Trematoda, Plagiorchiida, Echinostomatidae. The record is from the annotation of a GenBank genome assembly.